AUGGCCGUGUGUCCGCCGCUGCGGGACUGCCAGGCGUGGAAGGAUGCGGGCCUCCCGCUCUCAACCCCCAGCAACGAGGCCUGCAAGCUGUUCGAUGCCACCCUGACCCAGUACGUCACCUGGACCAACGACAAGGCGCUUGGUGGCAUCGAGGGCUGCCUGGCGAAGCUGAAGGCCGCAGACCCCACCUUCGCCAUGGGCCACGCCAUCUCCAACGGCCUCGUGCUGAUCGGCACCGGGAGCUCCGUGCGGCUGGACAGGGAGCUGGCGCUCGCGGUGAGGCGCAUGGUGGAGCUGGCUGGCACCCAGCCGCUGACGCCACGGGAGCUGCUGCAUGUGUCCGCGGUGGAGGCCUUCGCCAAGGGGAACUUCCCCCAGGCCUGCGCGCUGUGGGAGCAGGUUCUCCGGGACCACCCCACGGACAUGCUGGCCCUCAAGUUCUCCCACGACGCCUACUUCUACCUGGGCUACCAGGAGCAGAUGCGGGACUCCGCGGCCCGCGUCGCCCCCUUCUGGACGCCGGGCGUGCCCCUGAGCAGCUACGUGAAGGGCAUCUACUCGUUCGGACUGAUGGAAACCAACCUGUACGACCAGGCGGAGAAGCUGGCCAAAGAGGCGCUGUCCGUGACCCCCACGGACGCGUGGUCGGUGCACACCGUGGCCCACAUCCACGAGAUGAAGGCGGAGGUCAAGGCCGGGCUGGACUUCAUGCGGCUCUCGGAAACCCACUGGAAGGACGCGGACAUGCUGGCCUGUCACAACUACUGGCACUGGGCGCUGUACCUGAUUGAGAAGGGCGAGUACGAGGCCGCGCUGACCAUUUACGACGACCACAUCCUCCCCAGCCUGCGGGCCAGCGGCGCCAUGCUGGACGUGGUGGACAGCUGCUCCAUGCUGUACCGGCUGCAGAUGGAAGGGGUGCCUGUGGGCGGGCGGUGGCAGGAGGUCCUGCCCGUGACCCGGGAGCACAGCUGUGACCACGUCCUGCUGUUCAACGACGCCCACUUCCUGAUGGCGGCACUGGGCGCGGGCGACACCGGGACCACGCAGGAGCUGCUGGCCACCCUGCAGGAGGCCAGCGAGUCCCCCGGGGAGAACUGCCAGCACCGGCUGGCCCGCGACGUGGGGCUGCCCCUGUGCCAGGCCCUGGUGGAGGCCGAGCGUGGGCACCCCGACCGCGUCCUGGAGCUGCUGCUGCCCAUCCGCUACCGCCUGGUCCAGAUCGGGGGCAGCAACGCGCAGAGAGACGUCUUCAGCCAGCUGCUCAUCCACGCCGCCCUGCAGUGCACCGAGGGCCCCCUCAGGAACGUGGCCCGAAGCCUCCUGAUGGAGCGGGACGCCUUGAAGCCAGGCUCGCCCCUCACGCAGCGGCUCAUGCGCAAGGCAGCGGCCGUCCACCUCCUGCAGUGA
Pipistrellus nathusii (Nathusius's pipistrelle) is the source of this 1410-nucleotide messenger RNA. Lineage: Eukaryota; Metazoa; Chordata; Mammalia; Chiroptera; Vespertilionidae. The record is from the annotation of a GenBank genome assembly.